CUUCUCCCAUUUUAGCUUUAGCUUUUUCUGGACAACUGAACGCAGAAAGACUGUUAAAAGUUUGAAUGUUUAUGGUCACAAUGAAGGCCAUCAUCUUCCUUCUUUUCCUGAGAAUACGGGGAGCAGUGGCAGUGACCCACUCUCUGAAGUAUUUCGACACUGCGUCCUCUCAAGUCCCAAACUUCCCAGAGUUUGUGGUUGUUGGGAUGGUUGAUGAUGUUCAAAUAGUUCAUUAUGACAGCGUCACAGAGAAAACUGUGCCCAAACAGGACUGGUUUGCCAAGAACACAGAUCAGCAGUACUGGAAGAGAGAAACUGAGAUCUUCAGGGGUUCCCAGCAGACGUCUAUAGCCAACAUUGAAACUGUAAAGCAGCGCUUCAAUGAAACUGGAGGUGUUCACAUUGUUCAGAGAAUGUAUGGCUGUGAAUGGGAUAAUGAAACUGGAAAGGUUAAAGGUUAUGAUCAGCAUGGCUAUGAUGGAGAAGACUUUGUAGCACUUGACCUGGACACAGAGAUAUGGAUCGCUCCAACACCUCAGGCUGUCACCACCAAAAUGAAGUGGGAUAAGAACAGGGCUCUGAUUGCUCAGAAAAAGAACUACCUCACCCAGGAGUGUCCUCAGUGGCUGAAGAAGUAUGUGAACUAUGGGAGGAGCUCUCUGAUGAAAACAGUUCUUCCCUCAGUGUCUCUCCUCCAGAAGUCUCCCUCCUCUCCAGUCACCUGCCACGCUACAGGUUUCUAUCCUGACAGAGCCGAGAUGGUCUGGAGGAAAGAUGGAGUGGAGCUUCAUGAGGGUGUGAACAAAGGAGAGAUCCUCACCAACAAUGAUGGCAACUUUCAGAUGAGUGCUGACCUGGAUCUUUCAUCAGUCAGACCUGAAGACUGGGAGAGGUACGACUGUGUGUUUCAGCUCUCUGGUGUGAACGAGGACAUCGUUACCAAACUGGACAAAGCAGUGAUCAAAACCAACAAGGGUAAAAGUGAUAGAGGAAAGUCCUUCGCAAUCCUGAUCAUCGUUGUUCUUGCUGCCAUUGCUGUAAUUAGUUUCAUUGUCUACAAAAAGAGAACAGAAAAACAUCCCCCGUCUCAUAAGUAA
Molecule: messenger RNA, 1097 nt
Organism: Oreochromis aureus
Lineage: Eukaryota; Metazoa; Chordata; Actinopteri; Cichliformes; Cichlidae
Product: class I histocompatibility antigen, F10 alpha chain-like
Exons: 6
Coding region: 66-1097 (343 amino acids)
Biological process (GO): immune response
Cellular component (GO): external side of plasma membrane
Source: RefSeq, a predicted model, not a curated record